AUGCACGUCCUCCCCUACCCAGGUCCCUCAGACCUAACCACCUACCUCUCCGAUAACAGCAAAGCCCUCUACGGCGUCCGCAGCCGCAGAAUUACCCCUGCCCUUUCCAAUACACCCUCAUCCAAAACCCUCCACGCCAUCUUCCACUACAACACGCACACCCACGAUCUAAUCACCAAAUCCAUCGCCGAAGGCCACGACCACCUCACCCGCUUCUUCACAACAUGGUUCAUGUGCCAGUUUCUCGACAUGGGCCUUAACACUCCGGGAGCGUGGGUGGAUAUGCAUUCGUCGAUUGUUACGCUGGGGGAGUGGGAGCGGCAAAAGGAUAGUCGGUGGGCGCCGCCGGCGAAGAAUUGGCCGCUGAGUGUUGUGUUGGAGGUUGGGGUUGUGACGCGUUGGACUGGGAAGUACCCCUGCAGCUUCCUGGGAUUCAUCCCAUGCUAUUAG
This is a messenger RNA of Aspergillus glaucus CBS 516.65, 450 nucleotides long. RefSeq lists its product as uncharacterized. The record is from RefSeq and is a predicted model, not a curated record. The coding region runs from base 1 to 450 and encodes 149 amino acids. NCBI's taxonomy places the organism in Eukaryota, Fungi, Ascomycota, Eurotiomycetes, Eurotiales, Aspergillaceae. The transcript has 2 exons.